This is a messenger RNA of Hirsutella rhossiliensis, 1614 nucleotides long. RefSeq names its product reverse transcriptase (RNA-dependent DNA polymerase) domain-containing protein. Lineage: Eukaryota; Fungi; Ascomycota; Sordariomycetes; Hypocreales; Ophiocordycipitaceae. The coding region runs from base 1 to 1614 and encodes 537 amino acids. The record is from RefSeq and is a predicted model, not a curated record. The transcript has 9 exons.
AUGGACGGAGAACCGUUCAUAGCAGACGUCAGGGUGAACGGCACAGACUUCGUGCCAUCUCUUGUCGACUAUGGCUGCCUCUGCUACGGCGCGGUUAGCAAGCGCACAUUUCACUCUCUCCAGUUGCCACAUAUACGCGUUCAGCCGCGUAUCUUGGAGAACGCAGCCGGAGACGGCAAGGAGGUCAAAAUCGACAAGAUCACGUAUGUGUCGAUCGACCUCGAUGGACAUCAGCAGCAUCGUGUCUUCAUGUACGUCAUCGACGAUCUGAACUGGGAUAUGAUCCUGGGUAAACGAUGGAUGGAAGACCAGGAUGUUCACAUCCAUGCGAAGGAAGGAUAUCUCGAGAUCGGGUCCAAUGGAGUUCAAUACCACAAGUGGUCUCGAGCUUUCUCUCAGCAACUGGCCGACCAGCUGCCCCCUCAUCGGCCAGCCCUACCCUGGGGACCGCUUUACAGCAUGUCCCGCGAGGAGCUAUUGGUACUACGGAAGACUCUCACAGAACUACUCGACAAGGGAUUUAUUAGAGUCAGCAGCUCGCCAGCCGCGGCACCAGUCCUUAUGAGGGACCGCUAUCCCUUGCCCUUACUGAGCGAGACCUUGCGAACGAUAGCCAAGGCAAGGUGGUUCACCAAGACAACUUUCAGAACGCGCUAUGGAUCCUUCGAAUGGCUGGUAGUUCCAUUCGGCCUGACAGGCGCACCAGCAGCCUUUCAGCGGUACAUUAACAGCGCGCUCCAGGAUUACCUAGACGAUUUUGUGUCAGCAUAUAUCGACGAUGUCCUGAUCUUCUCCUCUGGAAGCCUGCAAGACCACCGCGACAAGGUCGGCAAGGUCCUCCAACGACUGAUGGACGCCGGGCUGCAACUGGAUAUCAACAAGACGGAGCCGCUAACGCGGCUAACGAAGAAGGACGUGCCAUUCCGUUGGGAUGAAUUGUGCGAAGAAGCCUUCGAGAAGCUCAAGGACCUGUUGAUCACGGCCCCGAUCCUUGCACACUUCCAUCCAGAAAGGGAGACUAUCGUGGAAGCAGACGCUUCAGGGUUCGCGUCGGGAGGCAAACAUUCGGCAGCCGAAGCGAACUACGCUAUCCAUGACAAGGAGCUACUCGCCAUUCUCAGAUGUUUGGAGCAGUGGGAACCAGAGCUACGGGCAGUAGAGCACUUCAAGAUCCUAACGGACCACAAGAACCUGAGGUACUUCUACUCGGAAAGGAGGUUGACAGAGAGACAAGUGCGGUGGUCGGAGUUCCUGUCCAGGUUCCAAUUCGAGCUCGAAUGGAGGCCGGGCCGCAAGGGCGGAUUGCCUGACGCACUCUCUCGACGGGACCAGGAUAUGCCGGCCAACUACUCCGAUGAACGACUAAAGGGACGCAUUAUGAGGCUAUUCCAAAAUGAUCACCUUAGAAGGGUCCCAAUAUCGACAUUGUCUACCAACAACGAGGGUGCCCAGGAAAUCAACUUCGGAAAAGAGAUCAGGAUAUUUGAAGAUGAGGAGUUACAGCAGCUGUGGCACGCCGCACGGCAAGAAGACAAGCUUUAUCAAGAACUCACGAAGCUGGUAGCAGAUGGAGCGAAGACGAUGUACGUCGGGAUACAAAGAAAGGACUCCUAA